AUGUUUAUAGCGAUUUACACUUUGGUUCAGUUUAGCAUCCGGCGCGCCACUCUUUUACCUUGUCGAAAUUUCUUCUUAUUAUUCAAUCACGGUACCUUCUAUCCAUCGCCCGAGGCCUCCCUGCCUAGUUACGCGCCCCGUCCCCUAGUCACGCGCCCUGUCUCGUCGCCGCACCCUGUCCCGUCGCCGCGCCGCCCUCCCCCUGCCCCGCCUCGUCGCGAGCCCUACCCACUGCCACGUCGCGCGCCGUGCCCGUCGUCGACGUGCGAAGCUGUCCCGCCGUCGACGCGCCCGCGCGCGCGUUUUGCCCACCGCCCUCCAUCUCCCCGACCACCCUUCCCUCCUCGCGGCCACCCUCCCAUACCCUCUCGUGGGCGGCCUGCGUCACCUCCCUGCAGGCGCCUUCCCCUCCCCUCGUGGUGCGCCUUCUUCUGCCGUUUCUGCACCACCUCCUCCUUCUCCCCUCACCCCAUCCGCCUCUUCACCGUCCUCCUCCUCCUCUCCUCAUUCUUUCCUCCCUUCUGUGCCUCUCCUCCCUUCCUCCACCUCCUUCCCCUCCAUAACUUCCACCUGGUUACGUGUUACUACUUGCCACUUGGUGAUCGUGACCCUACUUCCUCCCCACAAUCCGCUCCUUCACCCUCCUCCUCCUCUUCUCUCUCCCUCUAUUUCCCCCACCCUCUCACCUCUUCCUCCGCCUCUCUUCUCUCCCUAUCUGCUGCAGCUGGUAGCUGUCCGUGUUUCGUCGCCUUCCACACCUUUCCUCCUCCUCUUCUUUCUCCCCUCAGCGGCGCAGCAGCAAACUACCCCGCUGCUAUCCCUCCUCCUCGUAUUUCUCCCCUCAGCGGCGCAGUAGCAGAAUACUUCGCAGCUAUCCCUCCUCCUCUUGUUUCUCCCCUCAGCGGCGCAGCAGCAGACUACUUCGCCGCUAUCCCUCCUCCUCUUGUUUCUCCCCUCAGCGGCACAGCAGCAGACUACUUCGCUGCUAUCCCUCCUCCUCUUGUUUCUCCCCUUAGCGGCGCAGCAGCAGACUACCUCGCCGCUAUCCCUCCUCCUCUUGUUUCUCCCCUCAGCGGCGCAGCAGCAGACUACUUCGCCGCUGUCCCUCCUCCUCUUGUUUCUCCCCUCAGCGGCACAGCAGCAGACUACUUCAUCGCUAUCCCUCCUCCUCGUAUUUCUCCCCUCGGCGGCGCAGCAGCAGACUACCCCGCCAUUAUCCCUCCUCCUCUUCUGUCUCCCCUCAUCGGCGCAGCAGUAGACUACUUCGCUGCCAUCCCUCCUCCUCGUAUUUCUCCCCUCAACGGCUCAGCAGCUGACUACCUCACCCCUAUUCCUCCUCCUCUUUUCUCUCCCCACGACUGCUUUAUUGUUAUUCCCUCCCCCAUAUGGGGCCUCUUCUCACUCUUACCUCUCUUCCUCUGCGCUUCCGCCCUCAUCCUCCUUCUACCGUACCUCUCCUACCCUUACCUUCCUUACUCUCCGCUCCCUUCGCUGCCCCUUCCUCCCCUUGCACCUCUCCUUAUCGCUGGACCUCCCCUCUUCUCCACUCCUCUGCUUUGA
Closterium sp. NIES-65 is the source of this 1560-nucleotide messenger RNA. The record is from the annotation of a GenBank genome assembly. Lineage: Eukaryota; Viridiplantae; Streptophyta; Zygnematophyceae; Desmidiales; Closteriaceae.